Molecule: messenger RNA, 3027 nt
Organism: Cyanistes caeruleus (blue tit)
Lineage: Eukaryota; Metazoa; Chordata; Aves; Passeriformes; Paridae
Source: RefSeq, a predicted model, not a curated record
CUAACAACAGUGCUAAGGAGAUUACAGAAACAACAACUGAUAUUCUACUGAAAGAGGUUCAAAGGUUACCUGGGUGCAGUGUUACCUGUUUAUUAAAGCCACACUCUGAUGAUUUGGGGCUUAGUCCUGCCACGGGAGCUGGGAAAGCACCACUGGAGCUGGGGAAGAACCAACCCUAGAACACCCCCUGGGAGUUGUAAAGCAGCAAAGGAAGCAAGCUGUAUCAGCCCCUCCACCCUCCUCCAGCACUGAAGGAAGGUUCAACUCUGGCUCCACUGAUCCAGCACAAUGAUCUGGAUACUUCAAGUAUUGUUCUCACCGCUCCCAACACCAGCACUGAUCAGUCUCAUCACUUUUGGAGCUGUCAUCUUCCUGUGGGUGAUAAGCAGGCCAAAACCCCUUUUACCUCCUGUUGACUUGAACAAGCAGUCAAUAGGAAUUGAGGGAGGAGCCAGAAGAGGUGCAGUCUUGACAGAUAAUAACCUGGUUUCUUAUUACUUUGAAGAUGCUAAAACCCUGUAUGAAGUUUUCCAGAGAGGAGUGAAUAUUUCUGGAAAUGGUGACUGUCUAGGUUACAGGAAACCCAAGCAACCUUAUCAGUGGCUGACAUACAAACAGGUUUCGGACAGAACUAAAUACCUGGGAUCAGGGCUUCUGCAAAAAGGAUGCCAAGCAUCAUCAAACCAGUUUAUUGGCAUUUUUGCUCAGAAUAGGCCAGAGUGGAUCAUUUCAGAGUAUGCCUGCUACACCUAUUCAAUGGUUGCUGUUCCGCUCUAUGACACUCUGGGACCAGAGGCCAUUGUAUAUAUUGUUAACAAAGCUGAACACUGUAAACUGAUCUGUGACACGCCUGCGAAGGCAGAGGUCUUGCUUAAGAACUGUGAGGAAAAAAAGACCCCAUGUCUGAAGAUUAUUGUUCUCAUGGAUCUCUUUGAUAAAGAGCUCAAGGACAGAGGAGCUAAAGUGGGGAUUGAAAUUCUGUCACUGCAGGAAGUUGAGGAGCUGGGAAGAAACAACAUCAGAGAACCAGUUCCUCCUAAGCCUGAAGACCUUUCUGUUGUGUGUUUUACAAGUGGAACCACAGGUAACCCUAAAGGAGCCAUGCUGACACAUCAGAAUGUUGUUUCAAAUGCUGCUGCCUUCCUCAGAUGCACAGAGAACACAGUUGAGUGUUCAAGUUCAGAUGUUGCCAUUUCCUAUCUUCCUUUGGCUCACAUGUUUGAGAGAGUUGUACAGACCGUCAUAUACAGCUGUGGAGCAAAAGUAGGCUUCUUCCAAGGAGAUAUCAGGCUGCUAACAGAUGACAUGAAAACCUUGAAGCCAACGCUAUUUCCAGUUGUACCAAGACUGCUCAAUAGAAUAUAUGACAAGAUCCAGAGUGGUGCAAACACCCCAGUAAAGCAAUUCCUGUUAAAAUUUGCUGUGUUUAUGAAGAUGGCUGAAAUAAAACAGGGCAUCAUUCGAAAUGACAGCAUUUGGGACAAGGUUGUCUUCAAAAAAGUUCAGGAAAACAUGGGUGGAAGAGUGCGUAUCAUGGUGACAGGUGCAGCCCCUAUAUCUCCCUCUGUCCUGACAUUUCUUAGAGCAGCAUUAGGCUGUCAGAUCUUUGAAGGUUAUGGCCAGACUGAAUGCUCAGCUGGAUCCACUUUCUCAAUGCCUGGAGACUGGACAACAGGCCAUGUUGGAGCCCCUCUGGCUUGUAAUAUCAUAAAACUAGAUGAUGUGGAAGAAAUGAGCUACUUCUCUUCUAACAAUGAAGGCGAGGUCUGCAUUAAAGGACCAAAUGUGUUCAAGGGUUAUCUGAAAGACCCUGAGAAGACAGCAGAAGCAAUUGAUAAAGAUGGCUGGCUCCACACUGGAGACAUAGGGAAAUGGUUGCCAAAUGGAACACUGAAGAUCAUUGAUAGGAAGAAGAAUAUAUUUAAACUUGCACAAGGAGAAUACAUUGCUCCAGAGAAGAUAGAAAAUGUCUAUAUUGAAAGUGCUCCUGUAGCCCAGGUCUUCGUACAUGGGGAAAGUCUGAGGUCUUUUCUAAUAGGUAUAGUGGUUCCUGAUGCUGAGAUGCUUCCAGAAUUUGCAGCAAAACUGGGAGUAAAAGGUUCCUUUGAAGAGCUCUGCAAAAACCCUGCAGUGAAGAAAGCUAUUUUAGACGAUAUGAUCAGACUGGGGAGAGAGGCUGGCCUUAAAUCCUUUGAACAAGUUAAAGACCUGUACAUCCACACAGAGCUGUUCUCUGUAGAAAAUGGUCUCUUGACGCCAACACUGAAGGCAAAGCGAGGAGACCUUGUUAAAUACUUCCAGAAGGAGAUUGAGGCCCUCUAUUCAUCUACUCAGGAAUAAAUGGCCAGUUUCAUUUAGACUGCAUGGAGAAGCUAAAUCUGUGAUACUACAUGGCCUAUGGUGAAAACAGGCUUGAGUGGAGGGGAACAGGAACUUAAAUGUAUUUGUUUCUAGUACCUGAGAAAAAUGACUUGUGGAUGAAGAUGGCUGUCCUGUAACUAACAACCAGCAGUGUUAACAUCGUGUGGGACUGAGCUUCAACUUCAAAGCCAGAACUUGCAUCUUGCUUGGACUAUGACUGAAAUGCAAAAACAUGCAAGAACCUCAGCCUUUAAAAGACUAUGCACUUCUGACUGUCAAAACCAAAUCUUAUUUUCCUGCUGAAACUAUGAACUCUGCUGUGACCUGUUGUGGAUUGAUCUGCAAUCAGACUGAACUCAGUAUGAAUUCAUGCUAACAUCUGUUUAGCAAACACAGAAGUGAAUUUCCUGAUCCUAGUCCUGGACCACAUGGUACAAGUUGUUUAUAAUGAAAACGAGUAAUCUGGUAUCAGCUGGUUUGCAAAAUACAAAUGUCUACAGCAAACAGUUUAUCCUUUAGGAGGCACUGGAUCAGUUUUUGCACAUUUUCAAAUGAAAUGGCAGUGUUAAAGCCUUUACACUUAUGAAUUUGACGCUAAUAAGUGUAAAACUUUAGCUGUCAAUCCUAAGGAUACAGGAUACAAUAAAUUGAGACUACAAAAUCAAA